Rhincodon typus (whale shark) is the source of this 3747-nucleotide messenger RNA. Its product is annotated as rho GTPase-activating protein 28-like. Gene Ontology annotation, molecular function: GTPase activator activity. Gene Ontology annotation, cellular component: cytoplasm. The coding region runs from base 404 to 2347 and encodes 647 amino acids. The transcript has 15 exons. Lineage: Eukaryota; Metazoa; Chordata; Chondrichthyes; Orectolobiformes; Rhincodontidae. The record is from RefSeq and is a predicted model, not a curated record. Gene Ontology annotation, biological process: regulation of small GTPase mediated signal transduction; negative regulation of stress fiber assembly; signal transduction.
UGUUACUAUGUUGAUGAACGCCAGAUUGUUGGGAAAUUACAGUUUAUUCGAAUCAGCUAAGGUUUCACAUUGAAUGCUGACACAUAUACUGCCUUUUCUCUUGCUGGCAAAGAGUAGAGGGAGAGAGAGUUUUCGCACUGUGCUGAACAUGUAUUUUAUUUUGCUUCUAGCAUCGCACUGUUGGGCUGCCUCUGGCAGUCUUUGAGGACUUCAGAGGCUCCUCUCUGCAGAUGGCACAGAGUCAAGUUGUUGGCUCGAGAUUUGCUAGAGUCUAUUAACUUCUCUAGAAUUGAUCCUAAGACUGAGCUAUGGGUGAAGAGCUACGAGCAGGAACAACUUUUUGGCUGUGAACAGAGGAGGCUGUAAGAAGACUUUUCAUUAGAGGAAGCUACAUUUCAGAAGGAUGAGCUCAUCUGUUUCACGAGAGCUGCAGUGUCCGCAGGUAUUUGGCCGGUCCAUAUCUCAGGAUUCUGUGGAGAGCUCCUUGAUGGAGGACUAUUGGAGAGAAGUGAGGAGCAUUAAGGAGAGCAGUCAGAAUGGACACGAGGAGCAGAACCUAGUGGAAGUCAAGACACCUGAUGAGGGGGAGAUGGAAGCCGAGUGGUUACAGGAGGUAGGCCUCUCCACCUUGGUCUCAGGCUCUGCAGGAGAGGAUGGGAUGGCGCUGUUGUCCACACUGACCCGAGCUCAGGCUGAAGCCGUUCAGCGCCGACUGGACACCUACACCCAGACCACCCGGAGGAAGAACAAGCAGCCUGUCCGGGAUGUUCGAGAUGUGUUUGGUCUCACUGACUCUCCGGCCAGAAUUGAGUUUAUGACACCUGAGGCAUCACCUACAUCUAAUGGGGUGCAGCAAUCUGAGGAAUCAACUUCGUGGGAUCAGUCAAAAGAGAAUAAUAAGAAUGGUGAGAAAACAGAAAGCCAGCCAAACAGCCCAGAAAUAACGGAGGACCUGAACUGGGACAUCCCGUACUCAGAGUCUCUGACAGCUGCUCAGAAAGAACAGCAAUGCAGAAACAACUUUACAAAGAGGCCUAGCAGUGCGACACUGCCGAAAUUUACCAUUCGGGAGGAUAGACUGGGACUAACACGCAUUGGAGAUCUAUCCUCUCAGGAUAUGAAAAAAAUCCAUAACCUCUCUCUGAUAGAGAUCACCACUUUCUAUGAUGCACUUGGGAUAGAGUUGAAGAGGAACAGGACUGUGAGGGUUAAAGCAAAGGAAACAGGCCCCUUUGGUGUUCCCCUCACAACGUUGCUUGAAAACGAUCAAAAGAAGGUUCCAGGGACAAAAAUUCCUCUCAUCUUUCAAAAACUUUUGUCGAGAAUGGAGCAAACUGGUUUGGAUGCUGAAGGAAUUCUCCGGGUUCCAGGGUCUGCCUCACGAGUGAAGAAUUAUCGACAAGAGUUGGAGGCAAAAUUUUACAAUGACACCUUUGACUGGGACCAAAUCCAUCACAAUGAUGUUGCAUGCCUGCUGAAGACCUUCAUCCGAGAACUGCCCUACCCUUUACUUACUGCGGAAUACCUUCCAGCAUUUGUCGCUGUGCAAAAUAUCUCACCGACCAAGUUGCAGAUACAAGCUCUACAUCUAAUCAUCAUGUUACUGCCUGAUCCCAAUAGAGACACUAUCAAGGCUUUCUUGGAAUAUCUCAGCAAGGUUGUAGCGAAUGAAGCCAAAAACCGAAUGAGCCUGUGGAAUGUCUCCAUGAUUGUCGCCCCGAACCUCUUCAUGUGCAAGGGGAGGACUGGAAACCAUCAAGAAGCAGAGGCCGCUACCAAAGCUGCCAACAUUGUACAGCUUCUCAUCAAAUAUCAGGACAUCCUGUGGACCAUCCCGCCCUUUAUGAUCGCCCAGGUGCGGAAGAUGAACGAAAGUGAGAAUCGAAGACGGACCAGAGUGACGUGGCUGAACACGUCUUCGUUUUUCUUCUCUCCACCUUUCAGGGGAAAUGGUUCGCCCUCCCCUGGUUCCUCUCCUCGAGGUCGCAACCGAAACCAGGAGCCUGCCUUGUGGGAGGUCCCAGGCGUGAACUCGUGUCCGUCUACUUUGGGACACUGUUUAAAGUCGGACAUACCCGAGGGAGUCAUCCGUGUUUAUGCCACUCAACUAUCAAAGGUUUCCAUGGCCAUUCAGCUGGACAGUGAGACCAAAGCAAGUGAUAUUCUUGCUCGGUUUCACUGUGAAAACAGUACAAAUUCUGCAGUUCCUCUUAAUGGACAGAGCCAUCACUUGUUUGAAAUCGGUGGAAAUAUAGGAGAACGCUGUCUGGACCUCAACACAUACAUUCUGGACUUGUACCAUUUAAAUCCCAAUGCAACAUGGCUCAUUAAACCCAGAACAUUGUGAGAUUGCUUGUUGCAGAGUGAUGGGCCAUUUAAUAAUCCACGCACAGUGUUGGUGAAUAUGACUGCAGGGACCUCUUGAGAAUACUAGCUAAUUUUACAGUGGUGCCUCUAUGUCUAAGGCUUUGAGCUGUUGAUAACCGUUACCUGCAGAACACUACCUUCACAGGUGACCAUUUGAGAGGUCUCAGUCCUACUGGUCUGGCAAAGCAUGUUGCCAUUUGAUGGGACACCCUCAGCACUAAUGGGAGUUUUCACCACUUUGAAGGAUUUUUUUCUCAAUGCUUCAGCCACCUCUGAAGACUGGAGUCAGUACGAAGUUUUUGCAUGACAUAAAAUAAAACAACUCGCAAUAAACUCAUCUGGUGGCAAUUAAGAACCAAGUUGAUCCGCCAGUCACAGCUAUUAAAAAUGUAGCCUUGAAGGAAUGUGCAUUUUUAAACAAUUGUGUCUUUUUAACCAGACCACACAACUGUGGAAGCAAAAGAUAUACCAACUACAUCUUAUUUUCUGUGUUUUUCAGUUGGUGGGGGCAUGCAGGGGUUUGCUGGGAGCGAUGGUGUCUGCUGAGGACAGCCAAAGAAUAAACAAGACAGAUGUUGUGUUUUUUUUUCUCUAUAAAAAAAAACAGCCAUUUCUAGCACCUGGAAUCGGUGCCAAAUUCCAUGCAUCCUAUCAAGCAGGAAAUUUUUACAUAAGGAGAGGAUGAUAGCUGCACCUGCACUAGCAAGGAAUUCCUGCCGGAACGUGACUCCCGGACUCUGUUACUUAUCUGACUGGAAUUUUGUUUUGCAGCAAACUGAAGGCUAGACUUUUGUAUUGUGUCCUUUACAGAGUCUUUGUACAUACAGAAUGAUGGAUUGCAGCCGCUGCUUUUCAAAUCAGAGAUUCAGAUCAGUUGGAAACAAAACCCUGUGCUUUUAAAAUUUAUGGGAAGCUGACUGACAGGAUGGAAGAAGGAAGGAGCCAUUUUUGCUUUGAAACUUGCUCUCCGUGGGACACUGCGACAAAUUAAUCUUUCUGUUAUAGUUCACAAUCUCCUGUGCACACAGUAAAACAUUCUCUUGUUGUUUUUGACUUAUGAAUGGAAAUUGCGUUAAUGCGAAAAUUGUGGUAUUACCCUAUUCUUCUACAAUUAUUAUAUUUGGAGUUCGGUCACAGAAUGGGCAUGAUUUCAUUGACCGCGGUGGAAUGAGGCUCAAAGAGCGAAAUGGUUUAGUCUUGUUCCUGUGCUUAGUCUAUGUGUGAGUACACUGUAUUGUUUUGUCUCUCUCAGUAUGUGCUUUAGUACACUUACUAGGGAGUUAACCAGCAUUGCAAUGCUGUUCAAAACACGAGUCGUUUUGCAAGAGAGGAGAUUGGAAGAAUUUGCAGUCCUUCUCAGUCUUGUACAGAUUGAUAACU